AUUUCAAGGCACGUCUAAUGUGUAGUGGUGGAGGAACCCUCACCGUGCCGUAUAGACCAAUUUGUCACUUUCGUUUGUGUUCCUGGUUUCUAAAACGGUGGACUGUGACCCAAAAGUAGACACGGCCCUGGGUUAUGGAGGUUCCCCUUGUGACAAGAAUAACCCCAUGAGUUCAUGAAUGAAGAACCUGCUGGGUGAGAGACUCUUGGUCUGAAAACACACGGGCUCUGACUCUGGACAAAACAACACAGAGGAUUUGGAAGAAGGGAUCUUAAAGUACAAGAAAGAUUACUUUGAUAUAGAUAAUAAAGGGACAUUUUAAGGCUGCGUGUUUACUUGGAAAUCCCUGCAUGGCUACGCUGAAGUGAGUGAGUAUGAGAGGGACAGCAGCAGCAGCAGCAAGUGUCAUCUGGUCUUCCAACUUGGGGAGGGCUUUGGAGUUUAAAAUGGUGUGAAUAUGAUAGCCUUCCCUUGGUAUAGCUUAUGCAAGUGGAGAUCUGUGUGCACCAUUGAAAGUUGACAGUUCAGAGGCACUAAUCUGACAAAGGGGCGGUGUAAAUCAACAACAGCACAACGACUGUGGAUAUCAACAGAUAAAACUUGCCGAGGAGCAAAACGGGACACUUUGCCUGAUUCUCUGGGCGGCUGCAUGAGAAAGAGAGUUAGGAGGACGAGCCGGCAAAAGGGCAAGAGGAAGGCACCGAGGAGGUGAGUGACGGAUUUACCCUCAGAGGGGUAAAAAAAGAUGACUGUGUUGUCCCAGGAGAACCAAGAAGAGACUGUGGUCGUUACUCCUUUGUUGCAAGAUGCUGCUGACUUGGAUACGGCGGACCAGGAGUGCAGCGAGAGGGUGGUCAUCAACAUCUCGGGGCUGCGUUUUGAGACGCAGUUAAAAACCCUCUCCCGCUUCCCCACCACGCUUUUGGGGGAUCCGCGUAAAAGGAUGCGUUUCUUUGACCCGCUGAGAAACGAGUACUUCUUUGACAGGAGCAGGCCGAGCUUUGACGCCAUCCUCUAUUAUUACCAGUCGGGAGGGAGGCUUCGGAGGCCCGUGAGCGUACCUGUGGACAUUUUCCUGGAGGAAAUAAAGUUUUACGAACUAGAGGAAGAGGCCAUUGAACUUUUCCGAGACGACGAGGGCUUGGCCAGAGAAGAGGAGCGCCCGCUGCCUGAUAAUGAGUUUCAGCGCCAGUUGUGGCUCCUGUUUGAGUACCCAGAAAGUUCUGGACCCGCACGGAUGAUCGCCAUCGUGUCAGUUAUGGUUAUUUUGAUAUCCAUUGUUAUAUUCUGCUUAGAGACGUUACCGGAGUUUAGAGAAGUCCCCGCAAUUCCCGACAAUCAACUCAAUGUAAGCGCUCCGGGCAGUGUGCCCAGUCCAUUCACAGACCCGUUCUUCAUGGUGGAGACACUUUGCAUCGUGUGGUUCUCUUUUGAAUUCACCAUGAGGUUUCUGUCAUGUCCCAGUAAAGCAGCUUUCUUUAAGAACAUCAUGAACCUGAUCGACGUGGUGGCCAUAGCCCCGUAUUUCAUCACGCUGGGCCUUGAUCUCGCGGAGCAUCAGGGCAGCAGUCAGCAGGCUGCGUCUCUGGCCAUACUGAGGGUCAUUCGUCUGGUCCGAGUUUUCAGGAUUUUUAAACUCUCCCGACACUCCAAGGGCCUGCAGAUUCUCGGGCAAACGCUCCACGCAAGCCUCAGGGAGCUGGGACUGCUCAUAUUUUUCCUGAUUAUCGGAGUUGUUUUAUUCUCCAGUUCGGUUUAUUUUGCUGAGGCAGAAGACACAGAGUCCGUAUUUACUAGCAUCCCAGAUGCGUUUUGGUGGGCGGUGGUGACGAUGACCACAGUUGGUUACGGUGACAUGUAUCCCACCACAAUCGGGGGCAAAUUCGUCGGAUCUCUGUGCGCAAUCGCCGGGGUGCUAACCAUAGCGUUACCUGUCCCCGUGAUUGUGUCCAAUUUCAAUUAUUUCUACCACAGAGAGAACGAGGACGAGGAAAACGUUCAGUACGUACAUGUGACUUGUGGGCAGCAGCAGCAGCCCUCCUUCGGUGAAAGCGGUUCCACCAAAAGUAACCAGUCGCUCUCCAAAACGGAGUCCUAUCAGGAGAGCGACGACUUGGAAACUCUGACAAAUCCGAAAGUGAUUCCAGUGGAGACAUAUUCGGGGCAACUGACCGAUGUGUAAAGAAGACAAUUUAAUUAUGGAGGCAGACGGUACAACAAGAUACAAGUGUGGCAUUCUCCUCUUCUCCUUCUUCUCCAAACGUACAGGAUCACUUUUUCACGGAUUAAUGUUGCAUUGCCAGUGUUGUAGUCUACUGUCUACUGAGACUUGAUGGUGGAAACGCAUAGAAAAAGGGUUCAGCCAUGCCUUGAUGGACUUUGUGUGUCUCAUCCGUAGAGAGAAACAACAUUCUUCUGUGCAGUUUUCACAAAUGACCACGCUUUCUUUGUGUAAAAGCCUUGUGUAUAUAUUGUUUUUGUAACUCUUAACUGUCAUGCAGCUUCUAAUGCACAGUUGCAACUGAACUCUGUGUUGUUCUACAAACAUUCAGACUGCAUCAAUGUAAACGCGUUAUAAUGCACCGUCUGCUCGACAGGAAUUCACUGUGGAAUUUAAAAUGUAAUAAAAUAUUUAUUUUUCUAAUUUAAACACGAACAUGAACUUAAUCUAAUCCUUUUCUUUUUUAUAAAUGAACUAUGAACAAGAAAUUA
Messenger RNA from Mugil cephalus (flathead mullet), 2712 nucleotides. Its product is annotated as shaker-related potassium channel tsha2-like. Gene Ontology annotation, biological process: protein homooligomerization; potassium ion transmembrane transport. The transcript is spliced from 2 exons. The coding region runs from base 746 to 2182 and encodes 478 amino acids. Gene Ontology annotation, molecular function: delayed rectifier potassium channel activity; protein binding. Gene Ontology annotation, cellular component: membrane; voltage-gated potassium channel complex. NCBI's taxonomy places the organism in Eukaryota, Metazoa, Chordata, Actinopteri, Mugiliformes, Mugilidae. The record is from RefSeq and is a predicted model, not a curated record.